This is a messenger RNA of Rosa rugosa (rugosa rose), 1433 nucleotides long. RefSeq lists its product as uncharacterized. Lineage: Eukaryota; Viridiplantae; Streptophyta; Magnoliopsida; Rosales; Rosaceae. The coding region runs from base 49 to 1185 and encodes 378 amino acids. The transcript has 11 exons. The record is from RefSeq and is a predicted model, not a curated record.
GUCCAAGUUCAAACGGAGGUAAGUGAAGAAGAAAGCAAACUGAGAACGAUGAGGUGUGCCGGGAAAGGACUCGGGACUCGGUGCACUGGCCCACCAACACGGCGGUGCGGUCGUUGUGAAGCCGUUGCUUAUUGCUCUGUAUCUCAUCAGAUUUUGCAUUGGCGUGAUCAUAAAGAAGAGUGCGAAAGGUUAGAAGAACAGAUGGUGCAGAUAGAUAUCUUGAACGAGUUUCCUUUCACUUUUUCUGAAGAAGCUACAGUUCAGGUUUGUGAAAAGCAGGAGACAAGGUGUUCAUUCUUGAGAAAAAGAGGGGUCCAUCAAAUGGGAAUGUGGUUGUAUGAAUGUUGUUGCGGGGAACCAGUUAUGUCCUUUGAUCGUUCAAGGUUAAAUAACGCUUGGGAUCUCUCAAACACCCUCUGCCCAUGUAAUGAACCUAUAUUCAUGCUUUCAAAGCAUUUAACCAGUUGGAAGGAGUACUAUGAGUGGAGAUCCAUCCCACUGUAUUCACCUGUUGCUUUGCUUCUUCACUGGCCUCUUACAAUUUACUAUGCCACUCAAGUAGCUGGUUCAGGAAGCUGGAGACCUGGAAUCAAUGGCAAAUUGCACAUACACUAUCUUGGCCCUGAGAAAGAGCUUCUUCAGCUUUCUGUCUUCUCGGAGCUGCAUGCACUUUUCCCUAACAUGGAUGUGCAUAUAGAUCUUAUUGGACCUUCAAUUCCACAAGAUAGGGAUGGUGAGAGGAUCGAGCUCUGCAAUUAUGCUCAUUGCCUUGAUAGAGAUUGCGUUUGUAAAUCCUCAAUUGAGAGUGAUGUACAUACUAAUGAAACUUCAGCUGUUACAUUGCAACUUAGGAGGGGACUUUAUCAUGAACGUUACACAGAUAUAGCUAAGGAUUCAUCUCCUCAUAUAGUAAUUGCUCCAAAUGCCGGCAUUGCUGCUUAUUCAAGCUGGUUACCAACAAUUGAGCUGAUAAAGGAUAUGAAUAUACCAUCAGUUUUUUCCGAUUACUGUGAAGAAGCUUGUCAUCUUGGAGCUCGUUGCAUUAGCAGUGUCACUGGCUGUCCUCUAAACAUUCCGAUUCAAUUAAAUCCAUUCAGGCAACCGAUGGUGGUAGAAAACAGUGCUCUCGUCAUCCCUUGCUACUCGAAUUGCUUCCUCUACGGAAUGUCAAAGUGGUCUGCCUAAAACUACACACAUCUUUUUGAAGAUCAUUUGCUUUUUUCAAAUGCGUCGCUGCAUUUCUUGCUCAAAACAUUGCAGAAUUGAAAUUGUUGCGGCAUCAAUUUCAUGGCCACAGAGACACAGACUCACUAUUGAUCGACAUGGACUACAUAUUCAGUCCCUGAUGUAUAUACUAUUUAGCUCCUUUUGAGGUUUGCAAUUGGAAGCCAACCGAGUUGCUGAUGUAAUAAAAUGCCAAGUAUCUACCGUGC